UACUUCACAGACCGAGGCGGGACGCUGUGAAGUGACGUCCGGUUCCGAGGAGCGCGCGGACCCCAGACAAGUCAAGCCGGAGGCCUGUGGCGGCUUAGAACGCUCUUUUUUGUUCUGGGCGGCCCAGACGGCUUAGGUUUUGUCUGAGUGCUGAAGGGCGGGCGCGGGUUGCUGAGGGCGCAGUCGGCCGGCCGGGCGGCGGUCUCAGGAAGGCCCUGCGGCGGACCGGAACGCGCGGCCACCAACGGCCGGCUCUCCUCCUCCACCGGGACCGCCGCGUUUCGCUUCUCCUUUCCCAGCGCCGCUCCAUUCCCGACUCGAGCGGGUUCGUGCCUUGCGCGCGGGGCACCGUGGGCCUCCGGGCUCGCCCCACCCACCCACCAUCUUUCCUCCGGGCUCCGGGCUCUGGUUCCACUGUCUCUCCAUCUCCCUGUGCUACGUGUUUCUCACCGAUGUUCCCUGCUUCAGUGGUUUGAAGGCGAAAAAAUAGUUUUCAAAAAUGGAUGGGAUAUAUGCAGAGGCUAAUGAAGAGAAUGACAAUACACAGAGGCCUGUUAGAAGACAAUCAAUUUUGAAACCCCCUAGGAGUCCUCUUCAAGACCUCAAAUAUGGAAAUGAAACAGUCCAGGAAUCUAAUGCACCAAGAACCAGGAAAAGCUCUCGAAGAGUCAGCUUUGCAGAUACCAUAAAAGUAUUCCAAACAGCGUCUCAUACAAAAACAGAGAGAAAUUCAGAAAUUUCAGAAACAGAAGCCAGAAAAAAUGUGCUGACUCUACAGAAUAAGAAUUUAGAUGAUAAUUAUUGUGCAAUUACUGGUAUGAACACUUUGCUUUGUGCUCCAAUUCAGACUCAGAUGCAACAAAAAGAGCUUUCAAUUAUAGACUACAACCGUGAAAGGAAACAUGCAAAUGAUCAGACAGUCAUCUUUUCAGAUGAAAACCAGAUGGAUCUGACAGCAAGUCACACGGUGAUGAUUACCAAAGGUCUUUCAGAUUGUAACAAAAAGGAAAAUUCCACAAAAAUAGAUACCACAUCCUUUUUGGAGAAUUUAAAGCAUCAUGCUGCGAAUUCAAGAAUUAAAAAGGAUUUAGCAUGUCCCACAAUUUCCAUGAGUCAAAACACUUUCUCAGAAAAGAUAAAUUCUGACUUCAUAAAAAGAUUAAAAACAGGAAAAUAUAAUACUUUUCCUUCUACAGAGCUUGAUAAGGAAAAUGCUGAGAUACCUGUUUAUUCCAAUGACUCAGACAGUGCCUCUUCAACACAUCAAAUGCAUUCAUCUCUUAGUGUAAAUGAAAGCAGUAGUAAUAGGACUAGAAUCUUUAGAGAACAAGAUGAUGGGAUGAAUUUGACCCAGUGUCAUACAGCCUGUAUUCAGACUUGGAUUCCUCCAUGCAGGGAGGCCAACCUAGGAGAAAUCAAAGGUGAUAAUACAAUUUAUGGCAGUGAGUGUAUGGAGUUGACAAAUAACUAUACAAUACAGGUAUUGUCAUCAGAAAAUACUUUAUCUGAAAGAGAAACACAAACUCAAAAUGGUAUGAAUGUUACAACAGUUGAUAGAACUACAGCUCCAGAAAAGAAAACAGCCCUUAAGGAUAAACUAAAUGCUGCUUUCCAAGGCUCCUUCCCAAACCCUGAAAAUAAAAUUUGUAUUACCAAAUGUCAUCCUAUAGAGUCAGAAACUCAAACAGUCACAAAGAUUUCUAAUCAAAAGGCCAGCACAUUGGCUAUAACCUCGGAAUCUAUAUGUUUUAGUCCAGCUGUUCAAGAGUAUAAGACAAUUUUUUAUUCUAGUAGCAAUGAUGCAAUGGAACUGACUAAGUGUCUAUCUAGUAUGCAAGAGGAAAAAAAAUUGCUGAAGACUGAUAAUAAGUAUUCUAAAACAUGUACCAAUCCAGAUGCUGGCCUACUAAGGGAGAAAACUAUUUAUUCAGAAGAGGAUAGUAUGGAUAUUACCAAAAGUCACACAGUUGCAAUAGAUAAUAAGAUAUUUAAACAUGAUCAAGAAAACAUUAAAAAAGAAAUAACAGCUAUACCAAUAUUUGAAAAGGAAAUGAUGCUCAAAAAUCUUAUAACUAUGUCAAAAGAUGAGAAAAUGAAUGUAAAUUAUAUUACAGUUCCUCAAGUAUCUAAGGAAAGAUUACAACAGAGUCAGACAAAUGCUUCAUCUGUUUCAUUGGCUGACAAAAGGAUGGAAUUCUUAGCAGGUGAAGAUAUGGAUUUGACUAAAAGUCACACAACUAAGUUAAGUCAAGUUAUUCCUACAACUUUUGACUUAGCAUCAAAGAAUGUCACCAAAUCUUACUGUUACAGCAAAAGCCCUUCAAAUGAGUGGGAAAGCUUAGAUAAGCAAGUAGUGAUAGGCCAGCAUUCUAAACUUCCUUUACCACAGAGGAAAGAUUCAGAUGAUAAUGACUGUUCUUAUAAUAAGACAAUGUAUUCAGAGGAGGUACAAACUAUGGAUCUAACCAAGAGCCACACUAUUGUAAUUGGGUUUGGUCCUUCUGAAGUACAAGAACAUAGUAAAAUUAAUUUAGAACAGAGAGACAGCCAACUUACAGCAGAAAGCAGACAAACAGUUGUGAACAUUCCUGGAGGAAACUCAAGAGUAGUAACAACUAAUGAUAUGGACAUGUUAAAGGACAGAAAUAUACAUAAGCCAGAAUUGCUGAAGGAGAAACAAAAUGUCAAACUUUAUGGAAGAAAAAGUACUGGUAGGCUGAAAAUUGAUAAAACUAUAUUAUUUUCAGAAGGUAAUGAUGAUGAUAUGGAUAUCACUAAGGGUUGCACAGUUAAAAUAAACCAUAGAUCUUUAUUAGAUAAAUAUGAUUCUCAUUUAGUAUCUUUGGGAGGAACUUCUAAAACCAUUUUGUAUGCACAUGGACAGGAUGAAAUGGAAAUCAAUAGAAAUCACACAACUCCUUUAGAAUGUAAAAUUAUUUCACCCAGUAAUAUAACUUCUGGUGGUCUAGAUAAGACUGUGAUGUCUAUAGAUGAUCAUGAACUAGAAAUGACAAAGUCCCAUACUGUUUUCAUUGACUACCAAGCAGAGGCGAAAGGUGUCCUUCCAGACAGACUUGAAUUUCAGUUAUCCAAAAAGGAAAGCUUACAGAAGCCACAAGAGAUGUCUACUGCUGAAGAGAUUGUUUCCAUCUCAAAAACCAGUGAAAGCAACCAACUACCAGUAAAAGGCAGCCAGCUAACAAUAUUAGAGGAAGGAUCUAAUAGUGGAGCUGGAGAAGAAACUAAUGAUGCACAAAAGCCUGGAUUUCUGAAUGAACUGUCAGACAAAACUCAGAGAAGAAAAAGCCUUAGACUCAAAGACAAGACUACAUUUCCAGAGAAUGAUAAAAGUAAUAGAGAUAUCACUCAGAGUUCUGUGGUAGAAACAAAUAAUGAAACUAGGCUGGAAGAUAGAAAGGAUUUCAGUUUCGUGCCAUUGGCAGAAACUUCCAAACCAGUUUUGUCUGCACAUAUGCCCGAGGACAUGGAGCUCUCUAAAAGUCAAACCACUGCUUCAGAAUAUAAACCUGUUGCACCAGAUGAAAUAACUACUAUACCUAUGGAUAAAACUGUAAUGUUUGUGGAUAAUCUCGGUAAUCUGGAUGUCACCAAGUCCCAUAAGGUUUUCAUCGAUUGUCAAACCAAAGAGAAAGUACUUCAUGAAUAUACUAACUUGGGAAUACCAAAAACAAAAAACUGGAGUGUUUCUGAAGGUGAUACCUGUAUUCAAGAAAUCACCAAAAAGCCAGUAGCUGCGCACAAACACCAUAUGACAACUAUCAUUCCUUCUAAUACAUUAUUUAGUGAUCAAAGUUCAAUGAAAACCAAGUUUUUUAAAGCUGAUAUAGAUGAGGAGGUCAAAGGAAAGGAAAUGGAGGUCAAUACGUUGAAACAAACUAAACUUGAAAGCUGUCUGUCAAAUAUAACAGAUGGAAAAAAUGUGGAUUUUACAAGCAGUUAUACAGCUGAUGGUUUUAGAUCAUGUGACAAGAAUUCUUCUUUACCAAAUGUUAUUUCUUCUCAUAAUUUGGAUGGUAAUACUAAAAAUAAGAAGAAAGCUUAUAAUUGCCAAAUGCCAAAUGAGUUUGCUUAUGCAGAUAUUUUACCAAGUACAUAUCACAUGGAUUCUGAAAAACUGUCUGUCUUUGCACCUUGUCCUUCAAAAGAAGUUACUCAAAGUGCCAUAGCACUGCUUAAAGGUCAAGAUGUCAUAGAAGAGCCUCUUGGGGAGAUGGCUAAAUUUAACUCGAAGCAUGUGGCUCUUAAACUUGCAAAGGAUCGAAUGGAGGAGGUCUUUGUUGAUGUUAGUGUUGCUUCUCAGCCUCAUCUCUCAGCCCAACAACCUCCAUCAACUCAGAAAGAGCAGGACACUCCCCAUCAGGGUGAAGAAAUAUUAUCUAAUGCUGGGAAGAAGACUUUACCUUUUCUUAUAGGAAAUGUAUCUGCACCUCCAUGUGAUAAUGAACCCAAAAUGCCUACUAAUGAGGAACACUUUGCUGUAACCUAUAAAAAAGAACUGAACAAAAGUAUUGAAACAGAUAAAUGUAAUACAAAUGUGCGUAGCCCUAGUAACUCAGCCCUGACAGCACAAGUCAUUGAAACACAUGCCAAUGCUGAAGAAGUACUAGAGUCUAUAGUUCCAUCUAAUGUUUCAUGUUUUAGUAGUGCCAAACCAAGUCUGAGUAAUUUGAAUAGAAAAGCUGUGGAGGUUUUAGACUUUCAGACUGUUCAUUUAUUACCUCCUGCAGAACAGUUACUUGAAAAAGGAAGUCAGGCACAUAGUAUGAGUACAGUACAAGCUACAGAAAUAUGUAGCCUAGGUUCCAGUAAUGAUAGAGAUGAAGAAAGUAAAACUUUCUGUAAUGAGGCUGAAACUACAUCUGUACCACUAAAAGCAGCUAUUAAAGACAAAACGAGAAGAUGUUCAUUAGGAAUAUUUUUACCCAAAUUACCAAACAAAAGAAGUUGUAGUAUCACUGCUGUUGAUGACCUGGAGCAGAUUCUAGCAGAUGCAACUGACUUAACUCACCUAGAAACUCAGCCAGUCUGUAGUAAAGAUUCAGGUAUUGGAUCUGUUGCCAAACUGAACUCAAGUCUAUCUCAGUGUAUAAGUGAGGAAACUCUCCCUAUAUAUCCUAGUGAAAUACUUUCAUCAGAUUCUGUUAGCCUGGACAUUGAGGAAAGUUCUCCGAUUGACACAUCUCAUAAAGAGAUUUUGCCAUCUGAAAACAAAACAGAAACCUGCAGUUCCCAAAAAAGAACCUGGGUUCAAGAAGAUGAUGCUACAAAUGAGAAAAAAAUCAGACUGUAUGAGCAUGUACAAGAUCAAGAGAUUAUGGAUAAUCAUACUGAAGAGGAUAUCAAUAAAAAUGUCAACAGUGUAUUGCUGAAAAGCUUGAGCAGGACCCCUUCUAGUUGCAGCAGCUCUCUAGAUUCAAUCAAAUCUGAUGGACUCUCUAUGGAUGUCAGCACACAGCAUAAUAGCCAAAUGGAGUCACAGUUUCUUGGUGACACUAUCUGUGAAGAGACUUUGAGGGAGAAACUCAAGGAUGGACAAAUUACAAUAAAGGAGUUCUUCAUACUUCUUCAGGUCCACAUCUUAAUACAGAAACCUAGGCAGAGCACUCUCUCAGCCAAAUGUACUGUAAACACAUUACCUACUACAGAAGAUCUGAUGUUGAGACAAUAUGUUUAUGGACCCAAGAUACAGAUUUACAAAGAAGAUUGUGAGCUUCUUCAACAAAAGAUUGAAGAAUUAAAGGUAUCUGUAUUGAAUCAAGAUAAACUAUUGGCGGAUGUAAAUAGAAACUUGUGGGAAAAAGUGAAAGACUACUCUGAUGAAGAGCUGAAGAACUAUGGAAUUUACCUUAACAAAAUAAAAUCACGUUAUACCAAGAUGACAAAAGUCUUCACUCACCAAGGAAAAGUGGCUCUGUAUGGCAAAUUGGUGCAUUCAGCUGAGAAUGAGAAGAAGAAACUUCAGAUAAAACUAAAUGAGCUGGCCACCAUCCUCAGGCAGCUCAGUGACUGUCUCGCUGAUGUGGAAGCAGAAACUAAGAAUUUGGAGAACGAAGAGAAAAAUGCUGCCAUGGAAGAAUGGGAUUCAGAAAUAAGAAAUGCAGAGAAAGAACUGGAACAGCUGAAAACUGAAGAAGAGGAGCUUCAAAGAAAGAUCUUAGAAGUAGAGACACAGAAAACUCAGACCCUUGCUCAGAUAGAAUUUAUAAAAGAACAAACAACUAAAACUGAAGAAUUACUGGAUCAAUUGAGUUUGUCAGAGUGGGAUAUCGUUGAGUGGAGUGAUGAUCAAGCUGUAUUUACCUUUGUUUAUAAGACAAUAAGACUCAUCAUCACCUUUGGAGAUCCACUAGUUGGUCUCCCUUUCUUGGACAAGGCUAACAGGAAGAUUAAUGAGCUCAGUUUUCAGUCUCUAUUAGAUGAAGAUAAAGCUUCUCCUUCCUCCCUCUUAGUUCAUAAGCUUAUUUUUCAGUACAUUGAGGAACAGGAGUCCUGGAAGAAGAAGUGCACAUCACAGCACCAGGUACCCCAGAUGCUUCAAGAACUCUCACUGGUAGUGAACCAUUGUAGGCUUCUUGGAGAAGAGAUUGAAUUUUUAAAGCGAUGGGGGCCAAAUUAUAGCCUAAUGCAUGUAAAUGUGAAUAAUACUGAAUUGAAGCUUUUAUUCUCCAGUUCUGCAGCAUUUGCAAAGUUUGAGAUAACUUUGUCUCUCUCAGCCCAUUAUCCCUUGGUCCCAGUACCGUUCACCAUUCAAAAUUACCUGGGGAAAACUGGCCAUGAUGAAAUUGCUGCCGUUAUCUCUAAAGUGCCCUUAGAAGAAAACUACCUGAAGAAUGUAGUCAAGCAGAUUUACCAAGAUCUACUUAAGGACUGAGUCUUUUGUUGUAAGACCCACAGAUCACAGCUAUAGCAACCAAGGGAAAAAAUCCAUUUUCCCGGGCAUAGAGGUGAACUCUUGUAAUCUCAGGAUUCCAGUGAGGGAAGAUCUGGAAGAUCUGAGACCUGGUUGAAAAACAAUACUUAAAUGAUAUAUCAGGGUCAAUAUUGAUAUUUAUCCUUUGUCUUAACAUCAUAUAAAACUAGCAAAAUUCCUCCUGAUGAUGUCAUAGUUAAUUUGUAUUAUUAGUUUUAGAUUACAUAUUUGAAAAUGAUGAGGUCUCAAAUAGCAUGUUACCUACUUGCUAUUAUCCUUAUACCCAAGAUUAAAUGAUCAGACAUGUGAAAAACUUCCCCUAAAGUAGCUUGUUGAUACAACACUUAUCUUAUGUGCAUAAAUCCUUAUGUCUAAUACCACAAAAAAACCAAUAUUUUAAAAAAGUCUAAAGUUGUGCUCUUGCCUUAAUUCAAGCUCUAAGGGGCAGCAUUUAUGAGGAAGUUGGACACAAGGAUUAAUCAUUUCCUCUUAUCUAGAGCUGUGUGUCUAUGGCUUUGGCCUAGCAGAUAAGUCUAGAGUAGAAACAUUUCUAUCAGCUUCUGGUACCUAUGGCCGCAGAUACUCAGAAGACUGAAAAAGGAAGACCACGUGGUCUCAUGACUUCAAUACCAGCAUGAUAAACAAUCCACAAACUGUUUAUCCUUCUCCAUUUCAGAAAUGCUGUUAAAAAAUAACAACACUCAGCUAUUGGAAUGGUUGACGUCUUUGCUUGAGAGUCUUGGUAUUUUCUUUACAAUGUUUAUCAAUGUUUUCUCUUUCUAAUAUAUUCUCUCCAUUUCUAAUGUGUACUCUUUCUAGGAAAAGUUUAUUCAUUUUAGCUUGAUAUAUUAUGUAAAUAUAUGAAUGUUUUUGUAUUUGUGCUGUAUGUGGUAAUGAAAUAGUAUUCUUUUAGUGUAGGUUAUUUCCUUCUCUAUAAAGAAUGCUUUACAGCAAGAUUUUCAGUCUUUUUUUUUUAAUAGUGAAAUUUAAACAAUAUCCCAUUCUAACACUAGUUCUCACAAUUAUUAAAAAUUAUUGCUUUCUGAAACCACAUUUUUCUCAUAUAAAAGAACAAUAUAUAGAUUGUUUAAUAAAUUAACAGUAUUGUCUCUGAGGUAGACAACUGUGAAAGGACUUCCCCCCCAUAUGCUAGUCAAAUCCUAAUCAUGGUAACUUUUGUUUCCUUUAUAUUUAAUUUUAAACUGUGUUUACAUUUUGAAAUUUAUCUUAAAUUUUAAAUUUUUAUACCAUGGUAAAGUCCUUUUAGUCCCACAAAUAUUUUUAUCUUAUUUUUUGCUAGUUUUUACUUAUGGUCUAUUCAUCAAAAGGUUGCACACUCUUAUGGCUUUCAAAAGUCAACACAAAACUCUUUGGACUUAAAAAUUAAGCAAAGAUAACUGUAAAAAACUUGUUUUUUUUUUU
Apodemus sylvaticus (European woodmouse) is the source of this 8353-nucleotide messenger RNA. RefSeq names its product kinetochore scaffold 1 (gene Knl1). Gene Ontology annotation, cellular component: nucleus. The record is from RefSeq and is a predicted model, not a curated record. The transcript is spliced from 26 exons. The coding region runs from base 500 to 6892 and encodes 2130 amino acids. NCBI's taxonomy places the organism in Eukaryota, Metazoa, Chordata, Mammalia, Rodentia, Muridae. Gene Ontology annotation, biological process: protein localization to kinetochore; attachment of spindle microtubules to kinetochore; cell division.